UGUCAGCAACAGCAGCAGCAGCAGCAGCCUAACAUGUAUGCAGGAAUGAUGGGGAUGCCCCAGCAGGGAAACAUGGCGAUGGCAGGCAUGCCCCAGGGCAAUAUGGCCAUGUAUGGUCAACAACCACAACAGAUGCAGCAGCAACAGAUGCAGUUCCAGCAGAUGCAGCAGCAGAUGUCAGCCAUGCGUGUGGGUGGCGGAAACAUGAUGGGACAGCCAAUGCCGAGUACAGGGGGGUUAAAUUGGGGGGCCCAGAACAGCAGUGGACACACACUAUCUACCAAUCUUUGGCAAUGAUAGUUGCUGUUUUAGAUCAUUUACAUUAUUUGUUGUCAUGUGCAUGGAAUUCCUGUGGAUUGUCCGUCACAUUGCUGAGAGGUGUCAGCAAGAUCGGGAGUCAAAAUUGUUCACGCGUUAGCCAUGCUUAUGUUUGGGAGGAAGCUGUCAAGGGAAGAGCAGGACAAAGAAAGAACAUUCCAGUUAUAGACUGUGUUUUAAUCACUCAAUGUAAUGUUAAUGGUAAGAUGCCUGCUAAUUUGUAAGGUGAUGUCUGUUUUAGCUAGCGUACAUGCAGGGAAGUCAUUCUGUGACGUAAUUGUGGAGUAUAAACUAGAAGUGCUACAGGGUGUUUAUGUAAUACGUUCAGAUGAUAUUAGACAAUUCGGCACAUGUAAAGUAUUACAAUAUUACCUCCGUAAAUCAACGUUGUCUCCGUGUAGC
Mizuhopecten yessoensis (Yesso scallop) is the source of this 720-nucleotide messenger RNA. Its product is annotated as actin cytoskeleton-regulatory complex protein PAN1-like. The record is from RefSeq and is a predicted model, not a curated record. NCBI's taxonomy places the organism in Eukaryota, Metazoa, Mollusca, Bivalvia, Pectinida, Pectinidae. Bases 34 to 297 code for a protein of 87 amino acids. The transcript has 2 exons.